AUGCUAGCCUGGAUGUACCACAAUGGCUACGACAACCACUACAACCACAGCUACUACCCCCAAUACAACCACAUCAACUACACACACUACAUCCAAAGCUACAACAACCACUACAACCACAGCUACUACACCCAAUACAACCACAGCUACUACACCCACUACAACCACAUCCACUAUACUCACUACAUCCACAGCUACGACAACAACAACUACUACACCCACAACAACCACAUCUACUACACUUACUACAUCCAAAGUUACAACAACCACUACAACCGCAGCUACUACACCCACUACAACCACAUCCACUACACUCACUACGUCCACAGCUACGACAACCACAGCUACUACACCCACUACAACCACAUCUACUACACUCACUGCAUCCAAAGCUACAACAACCACAGCUACUACACCCACUACAACCACAUCUACUAUACUCACUACGUCCACAGCUACGACAACCACAGCUACUACACCCACUACAACCACAUCUACUACACUCACUACAUCCAAAGCUACAACAACCACUACAACCGCAGCUACUACACCCACUACAACCACAUCCACUAUACUCACUACGUCCACAGCUACAACAACCACAGCUACUACACCCACUACAACCACAUCUACUACACUCACUACAUCAAAUGCUACAACAACCACUACAACCGCAGCUACUACACCCACUACAACCACAUCUACUAUACUUACUACGUCCACAGCUACGACAACCACAGCUACUACACCCACUACAAGCACAUCUACUACACUCACUGCAUCCAAAGCUACAACAACCACUACAACCACAGCUACUACACUCACAACAUCCAGUGCAACGACAACCACUAUAAGUACACCCGGUACAACCUCAUCAGGAUAUCAUCGUACUGCCGGCGUGAUAGCAGGCAUCACAAUAGGCACGAUUGCUGGGGUCUGCUUAUUGGGUGA
Molecule: messenger RNA, 951 nt
Organism: Fundulus heteroclitus (mummichog)
Lineage: Eukaryota; Metazoa; Chordata; Actinopteri; Cyprinodontiformes; Fundulidae
Product: histidine-rich glycoprotein
Exons: 2
Coding region: 1-951 (316 amino acids)
Source: RefSeq, a predicted model, not a curated record